GCAGCAGCCCAACCGCCGCCGCCGCCACCAACGCCGCGCCCGCUUCCGGUCCAGCCCCGCCCAUCUCCUCCUCUUCCUCUUCCCUCGUCGCGCGAACGCUGCCAGGCCCUCUCGCCGUGUCCCCUGUCAGGGCGGCAGCCGCUAUGUCCGACAAGGAGUUCAUGUGGGCCCUCAAGAACGGAGACCUGGACGAGGUGAAGGACUACGUGGCCAAGGGUGAAGAUGUUAAUCGGACACUUGAAGGUGGGAGGAAACCUCUUCACUAUGCUGCAGACUGUGGACAGCUUGAGAUCCUGGAGUUCCUUCUACUAAAAGGAGCUGAUAUGAAUGCUCCAGACAAACACAAUAUCACUCCACUCCUUUCAGCAGUUUAUGAAGGCCAUGUGUCUUGUGUGAAGUUACUCCUGUCAAAGGGUGCUGAUAAGACUGUGAGAGGGCCAGAUGGUCUAACUGCCUUUGAAGCCACUGACAAUCAGGCAAUCAAAGCUCUUCUCCAGUGACGGAUGGACUGAGAUCUAAUGUCUCUCCUGUGGCCUCACACUGCUGCCUGUCUGUCACUCUUUGUAUCUUCCAGCUUCUUCAGCUAAAUAUUGGGGAGGGAGGAAAAAAAAUCACAGUAAAUCAGACUAGUUAGGUACCUCUAUCAAAAAGACAACCUGCUUGGAGAAAGUAGAAAUCCAUAUAAUUGGUUUCGCCUUAGUACA
This is a messenger RNA of Podarcis raffonei (Aeolian wall lizard), 704 nucleotides long. RefSeq names its product myotrophin (gene MTPN). The transcript is spliced from 4 exons. Gene Ontology annotation, biological process: regulation of barbed-end actin filament capping. Bases 144 to 500 code for a protein of 118 amino acids. Gene Ontology annotation, cellular component: cytoplasm; nucleus. Gene Ontology annotation, molecular function: protein binding. NCBI's taxonomy places the organism in Eukaryota, Metazoa, Chordata, Lepidosauria, Squamata, Lacertidae. The record is from RefSeq and is a predicted model, not a curated record.